CUGCACAAUAAUAGUUGUAUACAGAUAAGGGAUUGUGGGAAGUAUUAGAGGUUUUCGGCGGGUUUUGUUAAAAUGGCGCUGUUGCUAAGGGUAGCGGGAACGGUGACAGUUAGUAGUUGAGAGCUCUGACAGGGGAGGAGCAGGUGGGCGGCCCGGUGGUGACUGGUCCCAUUCAGAAUGGCGAACCCUGAUCAGAAGUCUCCGAACGUCCUGCUGCAGAACCUGUGCUGUCGGAUACUGGGAAAGGGUGAAGCUGAUGUGGCCCAGCAGUUUCAAUAUGCGGUGAGAGUGAUUGGGAGUAAUUUUGCGCCAACUGUUGAAAGAGAUGAAUUUCUUGUUGCUGAAAAAAUCAAGAAAGAAUUUGUGAAACAGAGGAGAGAAGCCGAUGGUGCUCUGUUUUCUGAACUUCACAGAAAGCUUCAGUCACAGGGUGUCCUGAAGAAUAGAUGGUCUAUACUCUACCUCUUGCUUAGCCUCAGUGAAGAGCCUCGAAAACUGCCAAACAAGGUAUCUAGCUAUGCGUCACUCUUUGCCCAGGCUUUGCCUCGUGAUGCCCAUUCUACACCAUAUUACUACGCCAGGCCACAAACGCUUUCUCUCAACUACCAGGAUCGUAAUUUGCAGCCUGCACAGAGUUCUAAUAACAUGGGCAGUAGUGGAAUCGGGAGUAUUGGCAUGUAUACUCUAAACGGGCCUACUCCUACACCACAGUCCCUUGUUCAAGGGCAGACCUAUCAAACCCCAGGCAUGGGGGAUUCUCUUCGUCAACAGUUGGGGUCACGUCUUGCAUGGACUUUAGCAGCUGGCCAGCAACCAUUAACGAACACUACCUCCAAAGGCCUUUCUAAUGCUAUGUCUCGAGGUGUGGCCAGAACUAGAAGAGAAGGAGACACAAGUGGAUCUCUCGAAAUAACAGAGCCAUUUCUUGUAAGAGAUAUCUUGUAUGUUUUCCAGGGAAUUGAUGGGAAAUGCAUAAAAAUGUGUAGCUCUGAUAAUUGCUACAAAGUAGACAGCAAGUUACAGGUUGAAGAUGACCAAGGUGUAAAUUUGGGUCUGGAUAGCAAUUUAACACUUAGACGUCUCUUAGUUUGGACAUACGAUCCUAAAAUUAGACUAAAAACACUUGCAGCACUUGUGGACCAUUGUCAAGGAAGAAAAGGUGGAGAACUGGCCUCAGCGGUACAUGCAUACACCAAAACAGGAGAUCCAUACAUGCGUUCACUGGUGCAGCACAUUCUUGGUUUGGUCUCACAUCCGAUACUUAAUUUUCUUUAUCGCUGGAUAUAUGAUGGAGAGUUAGAAGACACUUACCAUGAGUUUUUUGUAGCUUCUGAUCCUACAGUGAAAACGGACAGACUAUGGCAUGACAAGUAUAGCCUUCGAAAAUCUAUGAUCCCUUCAUUUAUUACUAUGGAUCAGUCUAAAAAGGUUCUCCUGAUUGGCAAGUCUAUAAAUUUUUUACAUCAAGUAUGCCAUGAUCAAACUCCAACUGCCAAGAUGAUGGCUGUGGCCAAUGCAACAGAAUCUACAAAAGAUGCAGCAGACUUGUUCACAGAUUUGGAAAAUGCCUUCCAAGGGAAAAUAGACGCUGCAUAUUACGAGACCAGCAAAUACCUGUUAGAUGUCCUUAACAAGAAUUAUAAUCUGCUUGAGCACAUGCAGGCCAUGAGGCGAUAUCUCUUGUUGGGACAGGGGGACUUCAUACGUCACCUAAUGGAUUUGCUCAAACCAGAACUUGUUCGUCCUGCAACUACUUUAUACCAACAUAAUCUGACUGGGAUUCUUGAGACAGCUGUGAGAGCAACAAAUGCCCAGUUUGACAAUCCUGAAAUUCUCAAGCGUCUGGAUGUCAGGCUUUUAGAGGUAUUUACCAGAGAGUGUAUGAGCCACUACCUCAGGGUAUUUAACUUUCUAUGGCGAGCAAAACGCAUGGAAUACAUUCUAACUGACAUUUGGAAAGGUCAUAUGUGUAAUACAAAGCUGCUGAAAAGUAUGCCAGAACUCUCUGGGGUGCUUCAUCAGUGUCACAUCCUUGCUUCAGAAAUGGUGCAUUUCAUUCAUCAGAUGCAGUAUUACAUCACAUUUGAGGUGCUUGAGUGUUCCUGGGAUGAACUCUGGAAUAAAGUUCAGCAAGCGCAGGACCUCGAUCACAUCAUUGCAGCUCAUGAGGUUUUCCUAGACACUAUAAUUUCUCGCUGUCUUCUGGAUACAGAGUCACGGGCCCUUCUAAAUCAGUUGCGAGCAGUUUUUGAUCAGAUAAUUGAGUUUCAGAAUGCACAAGAUGCUAUGUACAGAUCUGCUCUUGAGGAGUUGCAACGAAGAUUAGAAUUUGAAGAGAGAAAAAAACAGCGCGAGGCAGAGGGACAGUGGGGCAUUACAGCUGCUGAAGAGGAGGAGGAGAAGAAAAGGGUUCUAGAGUUUCAAGAAUCCAUACCAAAAAUGCGAUCUCAACUAAGAAUACUUACUCAUUUUUAUCAGGGCAUUGUCCAACAAUUUUUAAUUCUAUUGACAACUAGCACAGAUGAAAGCCUCAGAUUUUUGAGCUUUAGGUUGGACUUCAAUGAACAUUAUAAAGCAAGAGAGCCACGGCUACGUGUGUCACUUGGAACCAGAGGGAGGAGAAGCUUACAUGUGUGAAGAAAUCAGCGCUCUGUUAAUAAAAAACUAACCAAACCAAAUAUUGUGCAGAGCUUGAGAUAUUUAUGCAGACAGCAAGUCUUUAGCAUUUCAGUGUGUGUUUGUACAGCAAAGGUAAAAAAUAAAUAUAUUGGUCUUUUUGUAAAUUAGUCCAUUUAUGAAGAAAUUAAGUGGCUCUGUUUACACUGUAAAUUUAAGUAGUGUAUAUUUUUUAUGAAUGAUACCUUUUGAUUUUGUGUUUUUUUUAAAGCUGUGUUCAGUGUAUUAUUUGCUAACUUAAUCUGCCUUCCAUAGGUUCAUGUAUUACACCUCAUUUUUUUUUUCAUUUUUUAACAAUGUAGAUUAUUACACCAGUUACACUUUCUUGUUAAGCCAUACCAUUAUAAACCUUUCUUUUUUUAAAAUGUUUGUCAUCUAUCUUUUUUUCAAAAUCAUGUAUACAGUAUCUAAACCCUAAAUCACAUAUUGGAUCUUAUGACAAUAUAUUAAUUUCAUAUUCUAAAGAAUAUGUAGAUAGUUUACAUGUCUUGGGAGACAAUUGACUUAAGUAAUAAAGCUUAUUUAUGUGCUUCAUUGUAAAUAUUUAUAUAUUGCUAUUCAGAAACAAUGGUAUAUAUCCUUUGCGGUUUUUAUUAUAUAAAAUUGUCAUGUCACCACAAUGAAGCCUACAUUUAUUAUGUUUACUAAAUAAAAACACAGCUAUCUUUUC
Bombina bombina (fire-bellied toad) is the source of this 3346-nucleotide messenger RNA. RefSeq names its product tubulin gamma complex associated protein 3 (gene TUBGCP3). The record is from RefSeq and is a predicted model, not a curated record. Gene Ontology annotation, biological process: meiotic cell cycle; mitotic cell cycle; spindle assembly. Gene Ontology annotation, molecular function: gamma-tubulin binding; microtubule minus-end binding. The transcript is spliced from 19 exons. Gene Ontology annotation, cellular component: equatorial microtubule organizing center; gamma-tubulin small complex; centrosome. Bases 178 to 2637 code for a protein of 819 amino acids. NCBI's taxonomy places the organism in Eukaryota, Metazoa, Chordata, Amphibia, Anura, Bombinatoridae.